Messenger RNA from Ilyonectria robusta, 921 nucleotides. RefSeq lists its product as uncharacterized. The transcript has a single exon. The record is from RefSeq and is a predicted model, not a curated record. Bases 1 to 921 code for a protein of 306 amino acids. Gene Ontology annotation, molecular function: protein binding. NCBI's taxonomy places the organism in Eukaryota, Fungi, Ascomycota, Sordariomycetes, Hypocreales, Nectriaceae.
AUGUUCAAGCGCUCGUUCCGGUCUCAGGACCAGACGCAGAGCCGCGUCGACAAGGCCGCAAGACUCAAGAAGUUGGGCUCCGUACGGGAUCCCACGAAGCUUUCGAAACUGCAACGGUCGCUCACAGAGCAGGACUCGACCAAACCUAUCCCCAAGGCUAAAAAGUCGGCUCCCGCCCCCGCAGCGCCCCCCGCCGCCACGGCCUCGCCCUCACCCAUCGUCACUCUGACCGUGGGCCGCGACGGCCGGCUCUUUGCAGCGCACGAGGAUGUCCUCCGCCAGUCGCCCUUCUUCGAGGCCGCCUUGCGGACCGGCUACCACGAUGCGCAGAGCAGGAGAAUCUCCCUCCCCGACGAAGAACCCGAGGUCUUCUCCGCCAUCCUCGAGUACCUGUACAAGGGGGACUACUACCCCCGCCUGUUGCACAACCGCUCCCGCAACUCCUGGGAGCUCGAGGACCAGGGACGGACACCUCAAACCUCCCCCAACCCCGAAAACGGAGGUGGCCGCGCAGGCACCGGUGUCGCCGCCGGCUCCGAGGCCACCGUCUUCCUGUCCAGCGUCAACGCCGCCAUCCUCCGCGACACAGUCAUCUACUGCGCCGCGGACCGAUACGGCCUCGAGGAGCUCAAGCGUCUGUCCCUGCGCAAGCAGGGGCUGCAGGCCGGCAUCGACGUUGCCACCAUCCUGCGGUCCGCGCAGUACGCCUACGCUCACACCCCAGACACUGACAGCCGCCUGCGCGCUCACUACCUCGCCCUGAUCAUCCGCUGCCGCAAGACGUUCAAGCGGAGCGGGACCAUGCAGGCUGAGAUGGAGGCGGGUGGCAGCAAGCUGUUCUUCGACCUGUUCGUAGCCAUGUGCAACCACCUCGACGACGUCAUCGACGUGAGCAACGCUCGCACGCCGAGAACCGUCUGA